AUGUCUGGAGAAGGUCAAGAGGAACAGUUCGACGACAAUGCUUCUCAGUUUGGUGGGCCCGGUGCUCCCACGCCGCUUGCAUCUCUAGAGGGUAAUGGUAUUUCUGCAAGAGAUAUCAAGGCUGUUGUCGAGGCGGGAUAUAAUACUGUCGAGUCAGUGGCGUACACACCCAAGAGGCAGCUUCUCACGAUCAAAGGUAUUUCAGAAGCAAAGGCAGACAAACUUAUCGCCGAAGCUUCCCGUCUUGUGCCCAUGGGCUUCACUACAGCCACAGAAAUGCACCAGCGUCGCUCUGAGCUAAUUUCAGUAACGACCGGUUCAAAACAACUUGACACGCUCUUAGCCGGAGGAAUUGAGACUGGAUCUAUCACAGAGGUGUUCGGCGAAUUCAGAACGGGGAAGUCGCAGUUAUGUCAUACCCUUGCCGUGACCUGUCAGCUACCCUUCGAUAUGGGCGGCGGAGAGGGUAAAUGUCUCUAUAUUGACACUGAGGGAACCUUUCGUCCUGUCCGCCUCCUUGCGGUUGCGAACCGUUAUGGUCUCAACGGGGAAGAGGUGUUAGAUAACGUUGCAUACGCACGUGCCUAUAACAGCGACCACCAGUUGCAGCUGCUUAACCAGGCUGCAGCAAUGAUGACUGAAACUCGAUUCUCUCUCCUUAUUGUUGAUUCUGCGACUUCGUUGUACCGCACAGACUUUGCGGGUCGUGGAGAGCUUGCGGCGAGACAAACGCAUCUUGCAAAGUUUAUGCGCACAUUACAGCGCCUGGCGGACGAGUUUGGAAUCGCUGUUGUCAUCACGAAUCAGGUUGUCGCUCAAGUGGAUGGUGGGGCUGCCAUGUUUAACCCAGAUCCCAAAAAGCCGAUAGGAGGGAACAUCAUUGCACAUGCUUCUACUACCAGAUUGUUUUUGAAGAAAGGGCGAGCAGAGACGAGAAUUUGCAAGAUUUAUGACUCCCCUUGUUUACCUGAGAGCGAGUGCAUGUUCGCUAUCAAUGAGGACGGCAUUGGCGAUCCAAACCCCAAAGAUCUUGAAAAUUAG
Molecule: messenger RNA, 1041 nt
Organism: Morchella importuna
Lineage: Eukaryota; Fungi; Ascomycota; Pezizomycetes; Pezizales; Morchellaceae
Exons: 5
Coding region: 1-1041 (346 amino acids)
Biological process (GO): DNA recombinase assembly; chromosome organization involved in meiotic cell cycle; mitotic recombination
Cellular component (GO): condensed nuclear chromosome
Molecular function (GO): single-stranded DNA binding; ATP binding; double-stranded DNA binding
Source: RefSeq, a predicted model, not a curated record